AAUGGCUGGAUAGAUGAAUGGAUAGUUGUGUGUGAUUUUCGCGAACCUCGCCUUUCUGAAACGCAAUUUCCGGUAUUUGGUGCUCUUCCGCCGGUCGCGCGCAUGCACAGGCCUCUUUACGACUUGGCUGGCAAAGAUGGCGGAUGCACAGACUGAGAGGGCUUAUCAGAAGCAGCCCACCAUCUUCCAGAACAAGAAACGUGUUCUGGUUACGGAAGGUGGCAAGGAAGCUAAGGAAAAGAUCCCUCGCUACCACAAGAGUGUCGGGCUUGGCUUCAAAACCCCAAGAGAGGCUAUUGAAGGCACUUACAUUGACAAGAAAUGCCCCUUCACCGGAAAUGUCUCAAUCCGUGGCCGUAUCCUCUCUGGUGUGGUGACCAAAAUGAAGAUGCAGAGGACCAUUGUCAUCAGACGUGACUACCUGCAUUACAUCCGCAAGUACAACCGCUUUGAGAAGAGGCACAAGAACAUGUCUGUCCACCUCUCACCGGCCUUCAGAGAUGUCACAGUUGGAGACAUUGUGACAGUCGGAGAGUGCCGACCACUCAGCAAAACUGUGAGGUUCAACGUCCUCAAAGUGACAAAGGCUGCUGGAGCCAAGAAGCAGUUUCAGAAGUUUUAGGUGUGCAAGACAGUUUGGGACAAGACAGCCUCUUUGAGAUGACUUGUUGUACUGUCAAAAUAAAACCCCAAAAAAAAUUCUGUAAA
Lampris incognitus (smalleye Pacific opah) is the source of this 708-nucleotide messenger RNA. RefSeq names its product ribosomal protein S11 (gene rps11). The transcript has 5 exons. Gene Ontology annotation, molecular function: structural constituent of ribosome. The record is from RefSeq and is a predicted model, not a curated record. Gene Ontology annotation, biological process: translation. The coding region runs from base 137 to 622 and encodes 161 amino acids. NCBI's taxonomy places the organism in Eukaryota, Metazoa, Chordata, Actinopteri, Lampriformes, Lampridae. Gene Ontology annotation, cellular component: cytosolic small ribosomal subunit; ribosome.